Messenger RNA from Vitis riparia (riverbank grape), 864 nucleotides. Its product is annotated as aspartate aminotransferase, cytoplasmic-like. Gene Ontology annotation, biological process: amino acid metabolic process; biosynthetic process. Gene Ontology annotation, molecular function: L-aspartate:2-oxoglutarate transaminase activity; pyridoxal phosphate binding. The record is from RefSeq and is a predicted model, not a curated record. Lineage: Eukaryota; Viridiplantae; Streptophyta; Magnoliopsida; Vitales; Vitaceae. The coding region runs from base 1 to 864 and encodes 287 amino acids. The transcript has 2 exons. Gene Ontology annotation, cellular component: mitochondrion.
AUGGAGUCUCAACACCCAGAUGGCCCUGUCUUCUCCAACAUCGUUCACGCUCCUGAGGAUCCCAUUCUUGGGGUCAUUGUUGCUUAUAACCAGGAUACCAGCUUGAUCAAGUUGAGUUUGGGUGUGAGUGCUUAUCGAACAGAGGAAGGAAAACCUCUUGUUUUGAAUGUAGUGAGACGAGCAGAACAGCUGUUGGUUAAUGACCCGUCCCGGGUCAAAGAGUAUCUUCCCAUUGUUGGACUGGCGGUGUUCAAUAAAUUGAGCACUAAACUCAUUUUUGGUGCUGACAGCCCGGCUAUCCAAGAAAAUAGAGUAGCUGCUGUCCAAGGUUUGUCUGGUACUGGUUCACUGAGAAUUGGAGCUGAGUUUCUGGCAAGGCAUUACUACCAGCAUACAAUUUACAUUCCAGUGCCCACAUGGGGAAACCACUCAAAAAUUUUCACCAUGGCGGGGUUGUCUGUGAAGGCAUGCCGCUACUGUGACCCAGAAACACGUGGGCUAGACUUCAAAGGCCUGUUGGAGGACCUUGGUGCAGCGCCAACAGAAGCAACUGUGCUUCUUCAUGCAUGUACCCAUCUACCACUCCUCAUCCUCUCAAACUUUCACUUGCAUCAUACCCACGUUCAAGCUCACCGCCUUCCUUCACACUCAUUGCCUCUAGCGAUACCCAUAAUAUGCUGGAGAGAUGUUACCAUCUUCAAGCAUUUUGAUGCUAAAGUCAAGGGCAAGGGUUUAACUUUCGAAGUUAGCCGUGGUGUGGCUGUGGCAGUGGUAGCAGCAGCAGCCAUGCUUCGACUUUCUCAUAUUGUCAAUGACCUAUACAUGAAUCCUAUCUCUGUUAGGGACUCGUCUCAUUCUCAGUAG